CUGCUAACGUCUGAUUCCAUUUCAAACGUUUGCGGUCAAAAUAAGAAUAUUGAAAAACUGUAAUACUAACGGUCAACCACACAUAUUCAACAUGUACAAAAUCGUAUUUCUCGUGGCAGUGUUCGCCUUUGCGAUUCAAGGAGCAUUCAGCGUCCCCGCGACCGACAGUAGCAUGGUAAAUAUUGCGAUAUUAUCAUUAUAUCAUUAAAUUGUUCCCAAUUCUGUAUUCAACCAAGAAUCUGGUUAAAAAUUUAGUGUGCAUUUUUCGAAAAAAAAAAAAAAUGUAAUAAAAAAUAAUGUAAAAUGUAAAAUGUAAAAAAAAAUGUAUAGUUGGUUUUCAAGAACGGUUUUUUUUAAUUUUUCGGAUAGUUUUUUAUAUGACUGGGGAAACUAGAGAAAUUGAUGUUUAAUGAAAAAUGAUUUAAGAAGACGUUAUACCAGCAUUUACUCUCUCAGUCCAACUACCUGGUAACAUGUAAAAACAAUGCUUACGGAGAAGACGUAAAACUAUCUUAAUUUUUAUUUUAGUGGAAAAUAUUUUGGACGGCAUGUCAUAAGUAUUUUUUGGAUAACUAAAUAUUAAAAAAUCAAGAGUUAAUAAAAAAAAAAUAGUUUUUUUUUUUGUUUGAUAUCGAGCUGUAUAUUGAACAAAAUACAAAAUCCCCAUGAUAUUUUUUUUAAAAACUGUAUUGAGCAAGUUUUAUGUACUCUGCGUAAGCUUUGUUUUUGCACGUUACCCGGUAUACUAUGACUGAGACAGCUAGUAGAUGCGGGAAUGAAUUGAUCUGAGUAUUAAAUAUUUUUUUUCAAGACCUUUUGCUAUCAAAAAAUAAAUGUGGUAAAUUUCUUUCUGCUUGUAGUUGGCGAAAUGUCGUAAACUAAAAAUUUAUUGCAAAUACCUACCCAUCGCAGUGGAUUUAGAUGGUGCACCGGCCGCUAUCGAUGAACAAUCCGUGGGUCAAGAUAUCGAGCUUCCUUUAAAUGCUGAACCGGCCGCUAUCGAUGAACAAUCGGCAGGACAAGAUAUCGAGCUUCCUUUAAAUGCUGAACCGGCCGCUAUCGAUGAACAAUCGGCGGGACAAGAUAUCGAGCUUCCUUUAAAUGCUGAACCGGCCGCUAUCGAUGAACAAUCGGCGGGACAAGAUAUCGAUCUGCCUUUAAAAGUUACACCGGCUGCUAUCGAAAAACAAACGGCGGGACAAGAUAUCGAGCUUCCUUUAAAUGCUGAUCCAGCUGUUAUUCAAGAACAAACGGCGGGAAAAGCGAUCGAAAUCCCUGUAUAAAUGAACCAAAACACAAAAUUAUUUUAUACGCAUUUUAAUUAUCUAUAUCAUAAAUGUGCUUAAUUUCGUUAUCAUACAAAGUUUUUGUACUUCAGACGUCUGUAAUAUAAUUAUUUUUAUAGGUAAUAUUGUAUUAAUUUUUUGGUAAACGAUUUUUAUUAGUUACCUCAAAGAUCUACUUUAAUAAACAUGUAACUAUAAUAACG
Molecule: messenger RNA, 1489 nt
Organism: Cinara cedri
Lineage: Eukaryota; Metazoa; Arthropoda; Insecta; Hemiptera; Aphididae
Source: the annotation of a GenBank genome assembly